AGAGAAGAGAGAAAGAGAGUAAUUUUGAAUAUUAAGAUAUGGAAAACAAUAGUAGUAUUAUUAAGGUUACAAAAAAGUUAGUACCAACAAUAUUAUUGAUAUGUUCUUUAAGUGUAAAUGUUAUUGUUUUUUUAAAGAGUGGAAGAAUUAAUUUUGAUGAAGAAAAAGAGGUAGUGAGUUGGAGUAAAAGGGCAGCAAUAGAAGGUGAGAGAGUGGCAGCAAUGUCAUGCUCUGGCCAUGGAAGAGCCUAUUUGGAUAGUUACAGCUUAUUAUCACUUGAUGAAGAAGAUGAUGAUGAUAAUGAAGAAAUGAGUGUUGUUUGUGAGUGUAAUACUUGCUAUACUGGCUCACAAUGUCACACCUUUAUUCCCUCUUGUCCUGCAAAUGCCCAAAGUGGAGAUCCAUUAUUCUUGGAGCCAUUCUGGAUAAAAAAUGCAGCUAGAAGUGCAAUAUUGGUAUCUGGUUGGCAUAGAAUGAGUUAUUACUUCAACCAAACAGGUUACAUGUCUAAACAACUCGAAAAUCGAAUUCGAAAUUUGCAUGACAUUGUUGGAAAUGCAGUCACUAAGGAAAAAUACAUCAUUUUUGGAACUGGCUCAACACAACUCAUCAAUGCUGCUAUUCAUGCCCUUUCACCAUCUCCUAAUAAUUCCUCUUCUCCUUCUCUAGUUGUACCUAUAAUCCCUUAUUACUUGCUUUACAAGCAACAAACAGAGUUUUUUCAAGAGGUAGAAUACAAGUUUGAAGAGGAUGCAUCUUUGUGGAUGAAGAAGAUGAACAACUGCUCUAAUGAUGAUAAUAUAAUUGAAAUAGUGACUUCACCAAACAAUCCUGAUGGGAAACUCAAUCGAGCUCGUCUUCAACACCCAAAUGCCAAAGCCAUAUAUGACAGAGUCUAUUAUUGGCCACAAUUUACACCCAUUUCAGCUCCAGCUGAUGAUGAUAUUAUGCUCUUUUCACUUUCCAAGCUCACCGGUCAUGCAGGCACUAGAUUUGGAUGGGCAGUGGUUAAGGAUGAGACUGUGUUCACAAAAAUGAAUGAAUACAUGAAUAUGAACACUGUGGGAGUUUCACACGAAUCUCAGCUAAGAACUCUACAACUUAUGAAAGUAAUUACUCAAGGGAAAAAAGAGGAAGAUGAAGAAGAGACGAUGUUUGAUUUUGGAUAUAAAACCAUGAAAAAUCGUUGGGAAAAAUUGAAUGAGAUUAUAUCAAUCUCAAAACGCUUUUCUCUCCAAGAAUUAGAAUCUGAUCAAUACUGUAAUUUCUUCCAUAAAAUUAGGGGGCCUUCACCAGCUUAUGCAUGGUUGAAGUGCCUAAGAAAAGAAGAAGAAAAAGAUUGCUAUGAAACUAUGAGAGCAGCAAAUAUAUUGGGUUGUAGAGGAAGCAAUUAUGGUGCACAAGAAAAGUAUGUAAGACUUAGCCUUAUUCGAAGCCAAGAUGACUUUGAUCAUCUAUUACACCAACUCAACAUUUUGAUCUCACAAGAACAAAAUUACACUGCCAAAUCUAUAUCAUAAUUAAUCAAAUUACUAUUGCUAUUACUAAGUGAUUAGUAGUAUUUGUAAUUUUUCAUAUUCACUAUUACAAAUUAAAAGUUUUUACAGUGCUUUUAUUUAUCUCGGUUUGUAGAAACAUGAAACAUGAUACUUAUUCCUGUUAAACUUAGAGUCGGCUUUUAGAUUGGAUGUGUUUUAGAAAAAUAAAAUAAAAUUAUUGAUCUCUUUCAGUAUUUUUGAAUACUGCUAAAAGUAUGUAUAUUUUUAAAAGAAUGAUAUUUUUUGGACUCCUAGACGCAGGUCUAGCCCAUCUUAGUACAGAUCUAACCUGCUUUAAUUAGCGCAAUGUCCGACCUCAUGUUAGAACCAACAUGUGAAAAAUUAUUAUUUUUUUACUUCAUAUUUCUAAUCUAGCAAAUUCUUGCAAUGUGAUUGCAAACUACAAUUUUACUACUCUGGUAUCUCUGAGGGUAGCCUUUUAUAACAUACCACCCAUAAAUGAACUAUCUUCUUAUAAGAUUAAAUACAAAUUAAUAUAUGUUUUUACAUUUUAGUC
Cannabis sativa is the source of this 2055-nucleotide messenger RNA. RefSeq names its product tryptophan aminotransferase-related protein 3. Bases 39 to 1520 code for a protein of 493 amino acids. The transcript is spliced from 5 exons. The record is from RefSeq and is a predicted model, not a curated record. Gene Ontology annotation, molecular function: carbon-sulfur lyase activity; transaminase activity. Gene Ontology annotation, biological process: amino acid metabolic process. NCBI's taxonomy places the organism in Eukaryota, Viridiplantae, Streptophyta, Magnoliopsida, Rosales, Cannabaceae.